AAAAAGUCACCACACAUUUUACGCAAGUGAUCAACCUCUCAAAUAAAAGGGUCCACUUGUAUCGUCACUCUUCACCCUCCGCACACAAAAGAACAAGAAACAAGAAAAUGGAAAGCAUCGGAGUGUUAAUGGCGUGUCCCAUGUCAUCCUACCUAGAACAAGAACUAGACAAGCGAUUCAACCUCUACCGCUUCUGGAACUUUCCACAGAAAAACGAAUUCCUCACUCAACACGCCAAUUCCAUCCGUGCUGUCGUAGGCAACGCUUUUGCCGGCGCUGAUGCUGAACUUAUUGACUCCCUUCCUAAGCUUGAGAUUGUUUCGAGUUUCAGUGUUGGUUUGGAUAAGAUUGAUUUGAACAAGUGCAAAGAGAAGGGGAUUAGGGUUACGAAUACACCUGAUGUUUUGACUGAGGAUGUGGCUGAUUUGGCUAUAGGGUUGAUGUUGGCUGUUUUAAGGAGGAUUUGUGAAUGUGAUCGCUAUGUUAGGAAAGGCUUGUGGAAGACUGGUGAUUUCAAGUUGACUUCUAAGUUUAGUGGCAAAUCAGUGGGUAUUAUAGGACUGGGGAGGAUUGGCUUGGCAAUUGCUAAGAGAGCGGAAGCUUUUGGCUGUCCAAUCAGCUACCACUCAAGAUCGGAAAAGCCAAAUACAAAUUACAAGUAUUACUCAAGUUUAGUUGAGUUGGCUUCUAAUUGCCAGAUUCUUGUUGUGGCGUGUGCACUGACUCCUGAGACUCGUCAUAUUGUCAACCGUGAAGUCAUGGAAGCUUUGGGACCAAAGGGGGUUCUGAUUAACAUUGGUCGGGGUCCUCACGUAGAUGAAAAGGAGCUUGUAUCUGCUCUUCUUGAAGGCCGUUUAGGGGGUGCUGGCCUUGAUGUGUUUGAGAAUGAGCCUGAAGUACCUGAGCAGCUCUUUGGCCUUGAGAAUGUGGUCCUAUUGCCUCAUGUAGGCAGUGGCACGGAGGAAACACGCAAGGACAUGGCCGACCUUGUACUUGGGAACUUAGAAGCUCACUUUCUGAACAAACCACUGAUAACUCCAGUGGUUUAAGUAUAUGAAUGGCUGCUAUUAAUUAUUGGAGGUUACAUUUUGCUUCAGCAACUAGGUUCACACUUCCUAUUGGAGCUCAUUGUCUCCUGAACUUUCGAGCAAAUAUUUCGUGAUUGUUUGGGUUCUUCAACUUGCUGUCACUGUUUGCAUAGGACUAUUUCAAUCUUAUUGUCUACUUAUCAUAAAUAAUAACUUCAACGAUACCACAUUGACAGUUUAAUGGGAGAGCUCAGUAGAGAAUCCGUGACCGAACUGUCAUGUGAUAGUUUUACAAUGAUGAGGGGAAGAUAUUAUUACUAA
Messenger RNA from Lycium barbarum (goji berry), 1349 nucleotides. Its product is annotated as glyoxylate/hydroxypyruvate/pyruvate reductase 2KGR-like. The transcript is spliced from 2 exons. NCBI's taxonomy places the organism in Eukaryota, Viridiplantae, Streptophyta, Magnoliopsida, Solanales, Solanaceae. Gene Ontology annotation, molecular function: glyoxylate reductase (NADPH) activity; hydroxypyruvate reductase [NAD(P)H] activity; NAD binding. Gene Ontology annotation, cellular component: cytosol. The record is from RefSeq and is a predicted model, not a curated record. Bases 108 to 1049 code for a protein of 313 amino acids.